AUGGGAGCGGAGCAGUCGUCCAGCCGUGGCGCCGGAGCACCGUCGGCCUCGGUGACGCAAAAGACCUGUUAUUACGAACUGCUAAGCGUCGAGCGGACAGCCACUGACGACGAAAUCAAGAAAGCAUACCGGCGCAAGGCCCUCGAGCUACACCCCGACCGGAACAUCGACGACACCGCCAACGCAACUCGCAGGUUCGCCGAAGUCCAGACCGCCUAUGAGGUCCUUUCUGAUCCCCAGGAACGCGCCUGGUACGACUCACAUCGCGAUGCCAUCCUACGGGGCGAUAGUGGGACGGACGAUGCGGACGAUGCUGCGGACGCCGGCCCGCGCUUCUACAACAACGUGCGCCUGACCCCGACCGAAGACUUGUACACGCUUAUGGGGCGCUUCAACUCGAGCGUCCCUUUCAACGACUCGCCGUCGGGCUUCUUUGGCAUUCUCGAGGCGACCUUUGCACAGUUGGGCCUUGAGGAAGAGGCUGCCUUUAGCUGGGACGGCAACGGCGCCGGCCAGCCGCCACAGUAUGCCCCUUUUGGCUCAGCCAACGACGACUACGACGCCGUCGGCAAGCCCUUUUACCGUGACUGGUCCAACUUUGCUACGGUCAAGUCGUUUAGCUGGAAAGACAAGUACCGGCUCUCUGAUGCGCCCGAUCGUACCAUCCGCCGCCUCAUGGAGAAGGAGAACAAGAAGGCCCGCGACAUUGCUGCCCGCGAGUUCAACGACGCUGUACGCUCGCUCGUUGCCUUUGUGCGCAAGCGCGAUCCCCGCUACGUGGCCAACACACAAUCCGAGGCCGAGCGCCAAAAGAUCUUGCGUGACUCGGCGAACGCACAGGCGGCCCGCCAGCGUGCUGCCAACCUCGAGCGCCGCGCUGCCGCCGCCGCCAACCAGGACGAUGCGAAACCGCUUUGGGCGCGGGGACUAGGAGACGACGGCGAGCCGCUGGUAGACGAUGCAGCUAACGGGACUAAUGGCCUGAGCGGCGAGUUCUCGAGCGACGCCGAGUCCGACGAGGUGCAGCACGAGAUCGAAUGCGUAGUGUGCGACAAGACGUUCAAGAGCGAGAAGCAGUUUGAGGCACACGAGAAGAGCAAGAAGCAUGCCAAGGCUGUGCACCAGCUUCGCCGGCAAAUGAAAAAGGACAAUCGUGACUUGAAUCUUGUCGUGGAGGAGACACCGAAGCCUGAGCAAGCACCUGUGGAGGACGAGCCGGCCACCGAUGACGACGAGGACACCAGCGAUGCUGAUGUGAGAGAAAAGGCCCAGCCGGAGCCGACCUCGAUGGCGACGAGCGCCGACGUUUCCGUGGAUGAAGAAGAAGAAGACGAGUCGUCUGAAGAGAACGACGAAUAUGCGCCUAGAGAGGUUGUCGAAAAACGAUUCCAGGGCAAGGCUGCCGGCGGCCAUGUCGGUGAUGAAAGUGACGACGACGUUGCGGCCAAGGUGGAUGGCCUCGGCAUCAAGGACAAACUGGCCGAGGCGCCAGCUCCAGCAAAGCCCAAGAUCGGCAAGGCCAAAGCGAAGCGGGAGAAGAAGGCCGCCCGUUGGGCAGCUCAACAAGAAGAGGGAGCUAUCUGCGACGAGACGUUCGAUUCCAACACGAAGCUUCACAAACAUCUGCGGACUGAGCAUCCAGCACCAGAACCGAAGGGGAAAGGCAGUAAGGGUAAAAAGAAGAGGUGA
Messenger RNA from Sporothrix brasiliensis 5110, 1689 nucleotides. RefSeq lists its product as uncharacterized. The transcript has 3 exons. Bases 1 to 1689 code for a protein of 562 amino acids. The record is from RefSeq and is a predicted model, not a curated record. Gene Ontology annotation, molecular function: zinc ion binding; nucleic acid binding. Lineage: Eukaryota; Fungi; Ascomycota; Sordariomycetes; Ophiostomatales; Ophiostomataceae. Gene Ontology annotation, cellular component: cytoplasm.